Molecule: messenger RNA, 864 nt
Organism: Triticum turgidum subsp. durum (durum wheat)
Lineage: Eukaryota; Viridiplantae; Streptophyta; Magnoliopsida; Poales; Poaceae
Source: the annotation of a GenBank genome assembly
AUGCUGCCGCUGGUGAACAUGCAGGCUUCUCCGGAGAAAGAGGCCAGCAGGCAGCAGCAGAUGAUGACCAAGGUGUCCAUCUCCAUCCUGGUGAUGGCGCUGCCGGUGCUCUACGUCUCCGUCCUCCGCGUGCCGCCGGCCACGCUCUUCCGGGACACCACCUUCUGGUUCCUCAUGUCCAACUCCAUCAUCGUCGUCAUCGCCGCCGACUCCGGCAUGCUCUUCUUCGGCUCCUCCGCUUCCGCUUCCCCGGGCGUCGACGACCGCCCAUUCGUCGUCUCCAACUACAACGGCGACGCAGCGGCGGUGCCAAUGGUUAGCGUCUCCAGCGACGAGCCGCUGCUGCCUGUGGCCGUCGUCGAGGACCAACCGUUGGUUGUCGCGAGGGACAUCCUCGUACAUGGCGACACGGCCGUGGACAGCCAUGCACACGCAUUGGUUGUACGAGGCGAAGAAGAUGCUCGGCCGAAGAUGGCCAUGUCCGGCAAACCGUCCUAUGCUUACCCCACCGGUGAGGGUGACGACGACGGCGUGGUGGUGAAAGCGAGGCUGACGGCAAGCAGGAGCCUGGCGAGGGAGGAGAGGGCGGCGAGGAGGCGGCGGAGCAGGUCCCACUCGCACGCGCUCGUGCCCGACACUGACACGGUGGUGGUGCAGGACAAGAGCGUGGUCGUUGUGAGGGACGAGAAGCUCCGGCGCACGGCCACGGAGGGCCGGCGCCAGCCCACCGCCGCAGAGGAGGAGGAGAGCGAGUACUACGCGCGGCUCUCCGACGAGGAGCUCAACCGGAGGGUGGAGGACUUCAUCACCAGGUUCAACAGGGAGAUCAGGCUGCAGGUCGAGAAGGAGGAGCUACAAGCCUGA